Messenger RNA from Chiroxiphia lanceolata (lance-tailed manakin), 2732 nucleotides. RefSeq names its product carbohydrate sulfotransferase 15 (gene CHST15). Gene Ontology annotation, molecular function: N-acetylgalactosamine 4-sulfate 6-O-sulfotransferase activity. Gene Ontology annotation, biological process: hexose biosynthetic process. The transcript has 8 exons. The record is from RefSeq and is a predicted model, not a curated record. Bases 621 to 2303 code for a protein of 560 amino acids. Lineage: Eukaryota; Metazoa; Chordata; Aves; Passeriformes; Pipridae.
CCUCCUCCUUCUCCUCGUCCUCCGCCCCCCUCCCGCAGGGCAGAGCCGGCGGAGGCGGCGGGCGCGGGGCAGAGCGGAGCCGAGCCGAGCCGGCGGAGGUUGUACAGUGCAAACCUUUGAAACCAUCUCUGGGAAGAUGAAGCUUCCAGUAGCAGUAGUCUGGUUUGGAACCUUCUUAUUUUAAGAAAACCUGGAAAUUUCUACCCAUAUUUGCCUAUUCCAACAGAAAUCAGAGGACAAUGAGUUAUUUUUGUUUUUUGCAUAUUUUCACACUGUGUAACAAUUUUUCUUCCUUCUCAUUUUGUUCCAUGGGAAAAACUUGAGCCAGUUUUGCAGCUGAUUCUUACUUCGCCACAUUCCUCUUACUGAGCCAAAUUUUUGGAAACUACAUCCAGAGUACAUCUAUUUUUAUGUCUUGGUUGUUGUUUUUUUUUUUUCUCUUUAUGUGACACAUGUCACUUUUUAUUCUGGUUUGAACCUGUCCUUUUGCGUUGCUGAGUAGCUGCAGAAUCAGUCAAGGAAUUAAACAAUUUCAGACUUACAGAAGAUGACUCACACGCUUCAGAAACAUUCUUAUGGCUGUGCUUGGCUCAUUAAUAUAGGAGUUUAAUGGUAGUAAUAUGAGGUAUUGUAUUAAUUGUUGCAUACAUUUAUUACCAAAUGACUUGCACAGGCAGUGUUUCAGAUGCCGUGGGCCUGAUCACAAUAACCAGAAGUGUCCUGUUUGCAAAGGGGAAAACAAGAUCCCUUUGUACACCGACAGCAGGCAGAUGAAGUGGCUCGCAGUUUUGGAAGUAAGGACUGACCACUGUGAGAGCUGGAAUGGAUUUUUCUGCUUGAGGAAGGGGAAGCUAUGCAGCCUGAUGUUUGGGUUGAUUGUAAUGACUCUGGUGAUGGUAUCCUACAUACUGACUGGAGCCAAGCAUGGCCUGCUGUUAAUACCUUCUCCCUUCCAUUAUGGAGCUUUUGCAAGCAAUCCAAGCUUAAUGGACAAUGAAAGCCUUAGUGACAUGAAAGACCAUUACCAGCCUUCAAAAAUGAAUAUUUCAUAUGUAAAGGAUUACUCAAGCAUUAAAUUAAUUAUUGACACCAUUACUUCAAAGAUAGAGUUUAUCACGAGGCAGCGCCCCGAUUUAGGAGAACUGAGGAAACAAGAGCCACAUAUGUUUUCAGUAAUUCCUAACAAAUUCCUUCCAAAUAGCAAGAACCCUUGUUGGUAUGAAGAGUACAGAGGGAACACAACCACAGACCCUUAUGCAACAAACUCUUAUGCACUGUAUUCAAAGCGCUUUCGAAUCGUCUUCGAUUACCUCAGGAAGGUAUUUUGGAACCACUUGUACCAUUACAAGGGCAAACACUACCGCCUGCGCUGCCUGCCCCAUUUCUACAUCAUUGGCCAGCCCAAGUGUGGCACCACGGACCUGUACGACCGGCUCAGGCUGCACCCCGAGGUCCGGUUCUCAGCAAGCAAAGAGCCCCACUGGUGGACAAGAAAACGCUUUGGAAUCAUCCGUCUGAGGGAUGGAUUUCACGACCGCUACCCGGUGGAAGAUUACCUUGAUCUGUUUGACCUGGCAGCGCAUCAGAUUCAGAGCGUGCUGCAGAGCGAGGCAGUGAGGGAACGUGGCAAGAUGAACAACAUCAUCAUUGGGGAGGCCAGUGCCUCGACAAUGUGGGACAACAACGCUUGGAUUUUCUUUUAUGACAACAGCACUGAUGGAGAACCUCCCUUCUUAAUCCAGGAUUUUAUCCAUGCCUUCCAACCGAAUGCCAAACUUAUCAUCAUGCUGAGAGACCCUGUUGAAAGGUUGUACUCCGAUUAUCUGUACUUUGCCAGUGCCAAUAAAUCCGCGGAAGAUUUCCAUGAAAAAGUGGCAGAAUCCCUGCAGCUGUUUGAAGGUUGUGUGCUGGACUACUCACUGCGAGCCUGUGUCUACAACAACACCCUGAACAACGCCAUGCCUGUAAGGUUACAGGUUGGACUCUAUGUUGUGUAUCUUUUGGACUGGCUGACAGUUUUUGACAAAGAUCAAAUCCUCGUUCUUCGCUUGGAGGACCAUGCAUCCAACAUGAGAUACACCAUGCACAAGGUGUUCCACUUCCUGGAUCUGGGACCUCUAAGUGAGAAACAAGAAGCUCUGAUUACCAAGAGUCCUGCAUCAAACACCAGACGACCUGAAGACAGAAGCCUGGGGCCGAUGCUACCAACCACGAAGGCAAUUUUAAGGGAUUUCUACAGGCCUUUUAAUACAAAACUGGCACAAGUUCUUUUUGAUGAUGCUUUUUUAUGGAAGAGGACAUAAAAUAUGUAAAUUUCGUGCCACAAAUACAGUGCUUAAAGGAGUUUUUAUUUUUUUAAAUUCUAUUUUUGUGCGUGGAUAUUUACAUUGUUCCCAUUCCAAAGAGAAGCCGAUUGAUGGGCUGAGACUCUCACCUUCAGUCAGCACAUUUCACAACAGUUAUACCACAUUUUCCUUGUGAGAAUGGAAAGCAUCUUGCUUAUCAGUCUGUUGUAACUUCUUUUACCCCAGAAAACGAGUGGAAAAGCAUAAGGACAGAGAUGAUGUCUGACACUCUUCCACAGGGGUGUUGAAGUUUAACCUUCUCUAAGAUGCUGCAACAUCCUACAAUUACGCCUAUAAUCACAUUUUCAGUAUAUGUUACUCAUUCAUUUUUUCAAUCAAUCAAUCAAUCAAUGUCAUUUAGUCAUUAAAAUUUUCAAUUGAAUUCAA